This is a messenger RNA of Staurois parvus, 251 nucleotides long. NCBI's taxonomy places the organism in Eukaryota, Metazoa, Chordata, Amphibia, Anura, Ranidae. The record is from the annotation of a GenBank genome assembly.
AUAGACCAAGGGCGGACUGACCAUUCGAGAAAUCAGGCACUGUCCGAGGACCCGGGGUCAGUAGGGGGCCCCAUGAGAUGCCCCCUGGUACCUUUUUCAUAGGCUUUUUUGAGUUUGGGCAAGGACACAGGGGUCCCAUGAUCCCCUAUUGCCCGGGGGCCCCCAUGACUUGUCAGUCCGCCCCUGGUCAUGUAUGUCAUUUUUUCAAUUUUGUCCAGAGUUUCACUUUACAAACAAAAAGUUUGUGUUAU